Messenger RNA from Danio rerio (zebrafish), 927 nucleotides. RefSeq names its product odorant receptor, family 61, subfamily C, member 2 (gene or61c2). The record is from RefSeq and is marked provisional. Gene Ontology annotation, biological process: G protein-coupled receptor signaling pathway; signal transduction. Gene Ontology annotation, molecular function: olfactory receptor activity; G protein-coupled receptor activity. Gene Ontology annotation, cellular component: plasma membrane; membrane. NCBI's taxonomy places the organism in Eukaryota, Metazoa, Chordata, Actinopteri, Cypriniformes, Danionidae.
AUGGAAAACAUCUCCUCUUCCCACAUUCUUACUGUCACAGCUCUGAAUGACUGGGACUGGACCAGCAGGAUCUUAUUUUUUUCUUUUGCACUUCCUGGAUACCUUCUAACUAUCAUUCUGAAUGCCACCUUGAUUAUGAUUAUUGCAUUUGAGAAAGCUCUCCAUGAGCCCAUGUACAUUUUCCUGUGUAAUCUGUGUAUCAAUGAUCUAUGUGGAAUCACUGGGUUUUAUCCCAGGGCAUUGACAUAUUUACUCACAGAAAGAAAUGUGAUUUCUCAUGAGGAAUGUAUUGUUCAAGGUCUUGUCAUUGUCAUAUAUGCAACUGGAGAAUUCACAAGUUUAAGUGUAAUGGCUGUUGAUAGGUACAUAGCCAUAUGUCGACCAUUACAUUAUCAUAGAAUUAUGUCGUCUUUCACUGUGCUGAGCCUGGUGACUUUUAUUUGGGUAUUUUCUUGCUUUGUGGGUCUAAUGGCAAUCUCAUUGACUCUGAAGUAUCCUAUUUGCAGACACAACAUUAACAAACUUUUCUGCGAACACCUUUCCUUGUUGAAUCUUGCAUGCAAACAUGAUAUUUUUGAAGGAAUUGUUAAUGGAUUUAUCUUUAUCAUCAUGAGUUUCCUUUUUGUUUUCGUUCUAUUAUCCUAUUUAAAAAUCAUUCUUGCUUGUAGAAAAUCUAAAGUAAGUCGAGAGAAGUUCUUCAGCACAUGUAUACCACACUUGAUUUCCUUCCUCAACACAACCUGUGGUCUUUCUGAUUCUCUAUACACAAAAUUUAACAUAGAUACACUGUCUCAUGUAGAACAUACUUUUUUGUCUAUAAUAAUCCUGACUGUUCCCCCUUUUCUCAAUCCUCUAAUUUAUGGUAUAAAAUUAGGUCCAAUUAGAGCAAAAAUAUUGUAUAUUUUCCAAAGACCAAAAAUUAAAUAA